Messenger RNA from Vitis riparia (riverbank grape), 1712 nucleotides. Its product is annotated as F-box/FBD/LRR-repeat protein At1g13570-like. Gene Ontology annotation, molecular function: protein binding. NCBI's taxonomy places the organism in Eukaryota, Viridiplantae, Streptophyta, Magnoliopsida, Vitales, Vitaceae. The transcript is spliced from 5 exons. The record is from RefSeq and is a predicted model, not a curated record. Bases 1 to 1605 code for a protein of 534 amino acids.
AUGAAGAAGCAGCAGGUGGGGUGGCAAUUUGGAAAGGGAACAGUAAGAUCAGGAUUUGUUCCCAUCCAUGGUUUUGAGAGAGUUGUGAUCUUAGGCUGUGGGUUUAGGGGAUUCUUUACAGACAAUUUGAAGGGAAACAGAAUGGGUCGACGGGGUUGCAAGGCUGCCAAACUGGUGGGAGGGGAGGGUUGGCUCGUUGAACUACCAGAUGAUAUUCUUUCUACAAUAAUCUCUUUGCUGCCGUUGAAAGAGGCUGUAAGGACCGGCAUCUUGUCAAAAAGAUGGAGAUCAAUUUGGACUUGUCACUCUGAGCUCUGGUUUGAUGCUGCUAGUGUACUUGGGAUUGGCGAUUGCUCCGCUUCCAUGUCUGGGAAUCAACCUGAAUUGAACAGUCAAAUGCAGAGUUCCAAGUUUGUGGAACAGGUCGAUCAAUUCAUGUAUCGCCGUUCCCAAGGGCCCAAAAUAAACUCAUUUUCCAUCCAUUUUCCUUUAGGCAAGGAAUUUAUGUCUCACAUUGAUCAGUGGAUAACUUGUGCAGUUACGAAGGGAGUUGAAAAUAUUGAUCUCGACUUGUCAGAGUACUUUAGCUUUAACCUUAAGAGGGAUGACACAUCUUCAACUGCAUUUCAAAUUUAUGAAUUUCCCUGUCGGCUUUUUUCUGUCCCAGGGGGAAGAUGCACUCUGAAGCAUUUGAGAUUGGCUUCAUGCCAUCUCAGUGCUCUUCCAAGUUCCAAUACUCUCACCUCUCUGAUCACUGUUGAUCUCCAAAGAGUAAAUAUCAGUGAUCAACAGCUACAGGAUCUCUUAUCUACUUGUUCUCAUCUGGAACGGCUGAGUCUGUGUGUAUGCAAUGGACUUGUCAAUUUGAGUUUUUCCGCUCUGAACCUCCAGUUGAAGUUCUUAAGUAUAAAGAACUGUUUCAGAUUGGAGACAAUUGAAAUCCAUGCUGCAGAUCUUGUUACAUUUAAAUAUGGAGGUCAUUUACCAAGUUUCUCAUUCAAAAAUGUCCCAAAGCUGGCUAAGGCUUCUCUGGAAUUCUUUAUCAAGAGUAGUAGGACGGAAGGUGUGAUGUAUGCGCUUACAAGAUUUCCUCAAGAUCUACCACAAUUGGAGACUCUAAAAUUGUUGUCAGUUUUGACUCUGAAGAAGCUGCAGCUCCCAGAAAAUGGACCUACAUUCACCAAUAUCAAGCAAUUUGAGCUGACUGUUUUUCCAUUUGAUGAUGAUGACGAUCUCAGUUGGAUUGGCUACAUCCUGAAGGCUUUCCCGUUGUUGCAGAAGCUAGAACUGAAUUUGUUCUCCCCAAGCUUUACCAAACAACCAAAAGAGAUAGAAAGGUUUCUUCCUGAAUGCCCCCAUAGGCAUCUCUCCAUAUUACAGAUAAAUGGGUUUUACGGUAAUCGGCAUGAAGUUGACCUGCUGAAGUAUUUGCUUCAUAAUUUAGUUGCACUUGAACUCCUGGUGGUUGCUCCAAGCAAGAAGGGCGGAGAAUAUAUUUCAUGGCGUUCUCAAGCAGAACACUUAUGGUGCAGGGCAAGACUGCAGGGUGCCUAUGAGUGGCUUCUUGCGGUACUCCCCCGCACUGUCCGUCUAGAAAUUUGGUGAUUUUUUCUGUUUUUAAUCUUGUUAUGUAUUUAGAAGGCUUCGUUGUUAUUGUUCCAUUUGAAAAUGAUUGUAACAACUCAGGUGACUUGCAAUGCCAAGAUGCAGAG